AUGGCGGACCACCUGUGGCUGAUCGGCUCCCCCGACACCGUGGCCGAGAAGAUCCACCGGCUGUACGGCGACGUGGGCGGGUUCGGCGGACUCCUGAUGCUGGUUUACGACCAGUCGGAGAACAACGCCGCGUGGGAGCAUUCCACCCGGCUGCUGGCCAACAAGGUGAUGCCGCAGGUUGCUGAACUGACCGGUGCAGCGGCGUAG
Molecule: messenger RNA, 207 nt
Organism: Geodia barretti
Lineage: Eukaryota; Metazoa; Porifera; Demospongiae; Tetractinellida; Geodiidae
Source: the annotation of a GenBank genome assembly